AUGCCUACAAUCGCAGUAGACAAGGCUCAUCUCUACGAGGCAUUGGGUAGAGAGUACACAACGGAAGAGUUCGACCAACUAUGCUUCGACUUCGGCAUUGAGCUCGACGAGGACACCACCGACCAGAAGCGACCAGUGGUGGAUGGCGUGCAGGAGAGGCCACAGCUCAAGAUCGAGAUCCCCGCGAACAGAUAUGACAUGCUCUGCUUCGAGGGCAUUGCCAUGAAUCUCAAGGUCUACCUUGGUCAACAACAGAUGCCCAAAUACGCCCUCGUGCCCCCCGCCAAUGGCGAGAUUCUCACCGUCAAUGUCGACCCAGCGACAGAGAAGGUCCGACCAUACUUCUCAUGUGCUAUCCUCAGGAACAUCAAGUUCACCAAGGAGCGGUACGAGUCUUUCAUCGCCCUGCAGGACAAGCUUCACUCCAACCUUGCUCGCAAUCGAACAUUAGUCGCCAUUGGUACCCAUGACUUGGACACUCUCGAGGGACCAUUCUCCUACGAGGCACUUGCUCCCGACCAGAUCAACUUUGCACCUCUCAACCAGACCAAGUCGAUGAGGGCAGAUGAGAUGAUGGAGUUCUUCGAGAAGGACAAGCAUCUUUCCAAAUUCCUGCCCAUCAUUCGAAGCAAGGAUCCUGAACAGCGCAAGAACGACUUAUAUCCAAUCAUCUACGACAAGAACCGCACAAUACUCUCCAUGCCACCCAUAAUCAACAGCAACCACUCGAAGAUCACCCUCGACACGAAGAAUGUCUUCAUUGACAUCACGGCGACUGACAAGACGAAAGUCGAGAUUGUCAACCACAUUCUGGUGGCCAUGUUCUCCACGUAUUGUGAGAAGCCAUUCACCAUCGAGCCUGUCAACAUUGUAUCGGAACACAACAAGCAGACACGGCAAACUCCUAACCUGAAGCCAGUUCCGUUCAAGGCUUCUACCAACUUCAUCAACUCAGUAUGCGGGCUCGAUUUGUCGCGGGAAGAAUGGUCGGAGAAGCUCGCGAAGAUGUGCCAUUAUGUCAAGCCUUCAGAGUCGGAUCCUGAUAAGCUCGACGUCGAUGUGCCAGUCACUCGUGCUGAUGUGCUACACGAAGCUGAUAUCAUGGAGGACGCUGCGGUCGCAUAUGGCUUCAACAAGCUGCCUCGUAACUUUCCCAACCAGAACAGUUCAGUCGCAGCUGGACUACCCAUCAACAAGCUCGCCGACAUCGUGCGGCUCGAAGCAGCAAUGGCGGGCUGGAGCGAAGUCAUGCCACUAAUUCUUUGCAGUAAAGACGAGAACUACGACUGGCUAAACCAUCCAUUUGCUAAGGAGGGCGGCAAUGCCGUACAGCUGGAGAAUCCAAAGACUGCAGAGUAUCAAAUUGUUCGAACAUCACUCGUGCCAGGUCUCCUGAAGACCAUCCGAGAGAACAGGAAACAUGCCGUGCCGAUGAAGAUCUUUGAAGUAGCUGACGUGUGCUUCAAGGACGACAAGCUCGAGCGGAGAAGCAGGAAUGAGAGGCAUUUCGCUGCGGCAUGGUAUGGCAAGACGAGCGGCUUUGAGCAAGUACAUGGCCUAUUAGAUCGUGUCAUGCUUAUGUUGAGGUCGACUUUCAUCACACGAGAAGACGGUAUGAAGAACGACAAGCUGCAGGGAUACUUCAUUGAGGAAGUUGAUGACCCAACCUACCUCGCAGGCCACUCUGCAGCCAUCUACCUCCAACUCGCAGGCAAGCCCACACGUAUCGGCACGUUCGGCAUCCUUCAUCCGAAAGUACUCAAGCGUUUCGAACUACCAUUCCCGACAUCAGCUCUGGAGUUGAACCUUGAAGUCUUUCUCUAG
This is a messenger RNA of Fulvia fulva, 1824 nucleotides long. Its product is annotated as Phenylalanine--tRNA ligase beta subunit. The transcript has 2 exons. Gene Ontology annotation, biological process: phenylalanyl-tRNA aminoacylation. Lineage: Eukaryota; Fungi; Ascomycota; Dothideomycetes; Mycosphaerellales; Mycosphaerellaceae. The record is from RefSeq and is a predicted model, not a curated record. Bases 1 to 1824 code for a protein of 607 amino acids. Gene Ontology annotation, molecular function: ATP binding; phenylalanine-tRNA ligase activity; magnesium ion binding. Gene Ontology annotation, cellular component: cytoplasm; phenylalanine-tRNA ligase complex.